Drosophila nasuta is the source of this 1002-nucleotide messenger RNA. It is a transcript of the gene Ctr1B, whose product is annotated as Copper transporter 1B. Gene Ontology annotation, molecular function: copper ion transmembrane transporter activity. Gene Ontology annotation, biological process: copper ion transmembrane transport. Gene Ontology annotation, cellular component: membrane. The record is from RefSeq and is a predicted model, not a curated record. Lineage: Eukaryota; Metazoa; Arthropoda; Insecta; Diptera; Drosophilidae.
CGUUCGUUUGUCCCAAACAGUAGUCGCCUUGCUCUCAGCAGUUAAGCAAGUGGUUAUCAUUUAAUACACGUAUUUAGUUCAUCAUUGGAUAAUUCAUACUCAUACAUUAAAAUGGACUUGAUGACAAUGGACCACAAUCAUGGGGAUGAAGAUACUGAUUCUACUACCAAGUCUUGCCCAAUGAUUAUGGUGUUCCAUGGUGGCCACUGUGAGCGCAUUUUAUGGCGUGGCUGGGUCGCUGCAACCGUUACCGAAUUUGCUCUCUCUUGCGUUGCACUUGCUGGGCUUGCUUUCCUCUACGAACUGCUGAAAUUCUUCCGUGAUCAGCUGGUGCGGCGAGAGGGGCGCAAGGAAUCUGAACGUUUGCGUUUGGCCGAGGAGAUUCGUCAGAAGAACGCCCACAAUAGUGGAUGCUCGGAGACUCCGCUAGCCGAAAUCAGGGAGAAGACAUACUGGCAACGCAUCUUUAACUCGGCACACAUUAUUCAAUCACUAUUGAAUCUGGUGCAACUUGUGAUAUCCUAUUUGCUUAUGUUGAUCUUCAUGAAUUACAACUAUUGGCUCUGUUUGUCUGUAAUUCUGGGUCUGGGACUCGGUUACUUCUUCUUCGGUUGGUCAAAAAAGGAUCAGCAAGAUGGCGACUGCUGCCCAUAAACAGUUAUAAUCUUUAAAGCUUAUAUGACCAUAUAAACUUUUGAAGUAAGCAUGCAAAAUAAUAAUAUGUUCUGUUUUGAUUACUGUUAAGAUAUUGAGGGAUAAUAACUCGAGCAUAAAUCUUGUCAGCCCCUCUCUAUGUAACAUGGUUACCGCACAGUUAUUACAAGUACAAAAAGAAUUGGCUUUAAAUGUAUUGCUAAAAAAAACAAAUUUAUUUUGUAAAAUUUAUAAUUGUAGAGUUAUGGCAUAAAUUAGUCAACUAGAAUUUACUUAAUGAGCAUAAUGUACAAAUAGUUAUGAGAACAAGAACCUAGUUAAAUAUACUCGUUAUCGUAUCGUAUCGUA